Chenopodium quinoa (quinoa) is the source of this 729-nucleotide messenger RNA. Its product is annotated as putative F-box protein At1g67623. Bases 1 to 729 code for a protein of 242 amino acids. The transcript is spliced from 3 exons. Gene Ontology annotation, molecular function: protein binding. NCBI's taxonomy places the organism in Eukaryota, Viridiplantae, Streptophyta, Magnoliopsida, Caryophyllales, Amaranthaceae. The record is from RefSeq and is a predicted model, not a curated record.
AUGGAUGUAGAAGCGAAUACCGCUACAACCUCUAUGGUUGACAUCCUUCCGCCAAAAGUGUUGGCGACCAUUCUAAGUUACGUUGUUAAGUCAUCUCCUGCUGAUCUAUUUCGGUGCAAAUUAAGUUGUAGAACCCUGCGACGGAUAUCCGAAGAUAAGGGGGUCAUUCAACAAAUUCACCUCCCUUGUAUUGAAGCACGAGAGUUAAUGCCACACCAAGAAGCAGCGGAGAAGUACUUCGUCAAGUGUGUGGAGAAUGAACAUCCUGAAGCUCUUCUUGAGUUUGGAUUUCGACAAUACUUCAACACCAUGGUGUUGGACGACGGAUUGACGAUGUUGGCAAGAGCAAAUGAGUUGCACAAUUCGACGACAGCAUAUGUACUAAGCCUGAUAUACAUAUACACCGGAGAAGAAGAACGGGGUGUUAAGCUUUUGAAGAAGACUAUCAACAGCAUCGGAUCCGUGGGGAUAGUCCAGUGUAGAAGGAAGUUACGUGAUAUGGCGAAAUAUAAUGUGAUGCGCAAUCAUAUGAUUUUACAUUAUCUGCCAAAGCCAAAGAUAUUCUGUAAACAUAAACUAGAGCACGAGAAGAACUUAAACCAAUGGGAGCUUCAUUAUGACGCGGAUGCGGAAAGCACAGUAACUUGUAUGACUUGUAAAUGCGUCAGGGAAAUAUGCGUAUUUUAUGAAAUACUAAUUGGUCAACUCACCGGUCCCGUGUACAUAUGA